AUGGAGAAGGACUCCUCCACAGCGAUGUCGAUAUUUGAUGUCUUCACCUCCACCGGAAUUGAAAUGGACCAGCUUCCGAAAACUGUCCAGGAUGCAAUCGUCGUAUGCCGAGAACUGGGUGUUGAUUACCUCUGGGUUGAUGCGCUUUGUAUCAUACAAGAGCAAAGAGACCUGGAGGAUUUCAAAGUUGAGGCACUGAAGAUGUCCCAGUACUACGAAAAUGCCUACCUUACGCUCAUCGUCGGAUCUGCUCCAGAUUGUGCCGACGGAUUCCUGAACGAUCUUCCCGAGCCAAAAGCCUCUCCGUGUGAAAUUGGAUAUGGUCGUAUGACCUUGGGGACGCUAUAUCCUGAAAGUGACAUGAAGGGGGUGGUGAAAUUGUCGCUACCCAGAGAUUCAGCAAAAGGCCCCCUCUCCAAACGUGCUUGGCCUUUUCAAGAGGAGAAAUUAAGCCGAAGAACCCUUACUUAUGCCUCUGAGAUGGUCUUAUUCUCGUGCCAAACGAUGUCUGUCAACGAAGAAGGAAGCUUCUCGAUUAUCCCUUCUGCCACUGCGGAUCCGGCCACUUUCGACCCUCAUCACUUUGAUUUGCAUACGCCCCACGACUUGACUACUCACGAUGACAAUUCAAAAUCCCAGGAACUUGCCUUCGACCGGUGGCGACAGAGUCUCAUUUUGUAUACCGAGCUCCAAAUGUCCAACUCAAUGGACAAGCUCGCGGCAAUCGCUGGAUACGCCAAAUUUCUUGGGAGCGUGAUACGUUGCAAAUACAUGUAUGGGCUUUGGAAAGAUGACCUACACGUGGAACUGCUGUGGAAGUCGGUGUAUGCGACGUCGACGUUGAAAUGUGUCACACGGGCAGUGGAUCGAGCACCAUCGUGGUCUUGGGCUUCGAUCGACGGCAGGGUGAGCAUGAGCCUUAGCCCUCCUAUGCGAGAUAUGAUUCAGAACCCCAAAAACCAGCGGUUGGCGGUUCUGGAUUGCAAGAAUAUCUCCGGAUCUUAUGAUCCCAUUCGGGCGAAUAAGAGUGGAUCCAGAGGCUUCGAAUUGAAUGUUCGCGGACCGCUGACAACGUUGUGGCCUGCUCAGAAGUGGGGAAAGUACAAGCAGGAGUACGUCUCAUUGCGUGCAAAUGCGGACGGAGAAGAAAUCGCCGUCGGAAGUUGGGAUACCCUUAAGGACUAUCAGAGCAAACAAUAUCUGGACUAUAUGAUUUAUGCUCUUCUUGUGGUUCGUGGGAAAGGGCUCUUGCUGGCAAAAAUCCAGGGUUCAGAUCACUAUCGUCGAAUUGGGACUUUCAGAUCUCUGGAAAAGGAAGAUAUCUUCAUCAGAGAUCAGGAGAUCAUUAUCAUUUAG
This is a messenger RNA of Endocarpon pusillum Z07020, 1356 nucleotides long. RefSeq lists its product as uncharacterized. Bases 1 to 1356 code for a protein of 451 amino acids. Lineage: Eukaryota; Fungi; Ascomycota; Eurotiomycetes; Verrucariales; Verrucariaceae. The record is from RefSeq and is a predicted model, not a curated record. The transcript has a single exon.